This is a messenger RNA of Tachysurus vachellii, 1185 nucleotides long. RefSeq names its product claudin 28 (gene cldn28). NCBI's taxonomy places the organism in Eukaryota, Metazoa, Chordata, Actinopteri, Siluriformes, Bagridae. Gene Ontology annotation, biological process: cell adhesion; bicellular tight junction assembly. Gene Ontology annotation, molecular function: structural molecule activity. The transcript has a single exon. The record is from RefSeq and is a predicted model, not a curated record. The coding region runs from base 90 to 653 and encodes 187 amino acids. Gene Ontology annotation, cellular component: plasma membrane; bicellular tight junction.
GUUCUCACUGCGGCAUACUUUCAUACUUUUUAACUUGUGUUGAAUUUUUUUGUAAAAACUAAAGGCGUAGGCUGAUAUAUUUGUCAGAGAUGGGACGGCAACUCUUGGCAGUCUUUCUGGCAUUGCUGGGAUUCCUGGGUACCAUCCUGAUAGCUGCUCUGCCGAUGUGGAAGAUGUCGGCCUUCGUGGGAGCCAACAUUGUGACUGCACAGAUUAUAUGGGAAGGCUUGUGGAUGGCCUGCGUGCUCCAGAGCACUGGACACUUGCAGUGCAAGGCAUAUGACUCUAUGUUGGCUCUACCUCAAUACGUCCAGGGCACUAGGGCCUUGAUCUGCUUCUCCCUUGCUACUGCCGUUGUCGCCAUUGGCUUAAUGGUUGUCGGUGCCACAUGUACCAACUUCUUUCGUGAUGAAUUGAAUAAGAAAGCCCGGAUUGGUAUUGUAGCUGGGGUGGUCUACAUCAUUGCAGGGAUCCUGUGUUUGAUCGCUGUUAGCUGGUCAGCAUAUAUCAUCAUCCAGAGCUUCUACAAUCCUCAGAUCAUCGCAGCAGGAAAGGGAGAGUUGGCGGCCUGCAUCUAUAUUGGAUGGGUAGCUGGAUUCCUCCUAGUUUUGGGUGGUGGACUAUUUAUCAGCACAUACACCAACAGCUGCUGAGCUUUUGGAACAGACACAUUUCAAAUUUAACUCCAUGAAGAAUGAAAGAACUUUCAUUUCACAGACUAGUUUAACAAAAGUUCUGAUAAAUCUAAAGCCUUAAUCAAAAGAAUUUAGUGUUUUACCUGUUUAUAGAAAUCUAUCACCACGAACUGAACCAACUAAUAUAAUAAUGGACACAUACUAAGACUUUACCUUCUAUACUAUACAAUGAUUCAUGUUUAUAAUGCACUUUUUCCUGGUGGUUAAUGUAAGGCAGGGCAAAUUCUAAAACUUUAUAAAGACAUUUCAGCUGGUUUAAUUUCAGAUUAAAUGACAAAAAAGCUCUACAUAGAAGCCUUUUUGUUAGUGAAACACUCUUUAAGGAUUCCCACAGGGGGACAACUGAAGAACCAAGUUCUCCAUUUGGGGUUUACAUUUUUUCUAUGAAUGCAUGUCUUUUAAUGUGGAGUAUAAUUACAAAUUGAGUUAACAAGUUUUAAUAACACUUUGUGAUAUUUAAUAAAUUCUCAUCACAUUUUUACACUUAAAA